AAGCAUACUGGAACAAUGUUGCUUCCUUUCACGAGAAACUCUAGCGUUAAACAAGGUGGUCAGGAUCCUUUGAAAAUUGCCAUUUCCUGAUCCGGCGUAAGACAAUAGCGUAGCAGUUUACCGCGUAUUCGUGGGAAGUGGCAGUGAAAGUGACGGUGGGCAGGGUGAUUCGUUCCGCAGGAAGACGGUAUCGAUAGUCAAAGAAUGCAAUAUCUAGUUACGUGCAGCACAACGCCCAGCAGCCACAGCAGGAGAACGACCGAGUUAGAUAAACUCUCUGCGUCGAAUCUACCAGCGUAUCCCUACCGGAAUCCUUUCACUCACCUCUCUUUCUUGACCAUCCGUAAUACUCCCUUUCUCCCCGUUACGGUCUCCGCGAUCCUGUCGAGCUGCUCUGCUUCUACGAAUCAGGAGUAAUUACGUGGGAAGAAAGUCGUUCGAUCAAAGUCACUCUUUCUUUGCUCGAUGUCUUCUAUACUCGUUCUGUGACCAUUCACCUCGAUAAUGGCCCUUUCUGUCAGCGCCGUAGAAAGGAAACGAAGGGAAUCGACCGAUGUAUCCUUGUAAUCAUCGAACGUUUAGUUUGGCGAACCUAAUGGCAAUUUGGAUUCGUUUCGAUGUUUUCAUAGAGAAGGGUAUUAAAAGUUAUACCCUUUCGUUCUCGAGAUCUAAGUCUCUGGAUGUAUCGCGCAAGCGAUGAAAGCGCUCGAUUUAAUUCCUUGGGAACGACAUGGUUGACUUUCAUGCGAGAAUUUCACGCUGGUGACAUCGCAAAAUAAGGCAAAACGGAAGAAAGAGAGUAGGAAAAGAAAUCGAUUUCAACGCUGGAUCGGUAGAGAGGAUCACGGACGGUCCGCAUAGGCGUUCACCACGCUCACCGCGUUCUACGUUACUUGGAAAAUCUGACGAUGCAUUUCGUCGAAGUACUCUGAACGAAGUAGAUACAACGGUGUUUUGUCGAGAGAAAGCUUGUCCAAAAGCUAUACGAGCUGAGAAAUCUUGGUCUCGAUGGACCGUGUCCACUAACUAUACUUAUACUAUGUAUAUAGGUAUGACACACACGAAUCGAUGUUUCCGUAAUUAAGAAUGAAAUUAAAUUACGCACGUAGCGGUGAAAGCUCGCUUGAAUGAAUCAAAGAUCUAUUACAAAGAUUACGGUCUAAACUUCUAAUUUCUUCCGAUCGUGAUCGUUUACCUUUUGGAAUCCACCACGGUGACGUAAAAAAUUAAUUCUCGCUCGGAUGCAACGGCGUCGAGUUUCAACGCAAAUUGAUAUGGAUGUAUGGGUAGCAAUCGUAUUUGCGAAAUACGUAAUAGCUAGCAUCGAAGGUAGUCCCGGAGGUUGGCAGGGAAUAUCAGCAGGCAACGAUUAUGGAUCAGCACACGGCUUAGAAUUAGGUGGCCUGUCCAGUUAUGGUUCCUAUGGCGGUGGUGGACUGGAUCAUGGAUUGCACGGAGGACAAGUUCAUUACGCUGAAGCUGUACCGGUGAGCGAGCACGUGGAAAUUACCAGGCCCGUGCCAGUACCUGUCGUCAAAAACGUUGGAGUACCGGUUGCUCAACCAGUGGCCAUAGGAGUUCCACAUCCAGUCGCCGUAGGAGUACCACAGCCUUAUCCAGUUCACGUACCGGUUGCAAAGCCAGUUGCAAUUCCCGUGGUGAAGACCGUGGCCGUUCCAGUCGAGAAGAAGGUCCCAUUUCCCGUGGAGAAGGUGAUACCGGUCCCAGUAGAGAAACACGUGCCUGUACCGGUGGAGAAACACAUACCAGUGCCCGUGGAAAAACCGUACCCGAUUCACGUGCCAGUUUACAAACACGUAUUUCACAGGGUGAAGUCUCAUGGUCACGGAUGGAGUCAUUAAACGUUACAACAUGAUACUCUGAAGAUAUAUGCAGAUUUACACAUAUGGCCGUAACAGCAAGCGAGCGUAACUUCUGCGUGUGUAUCAGCUAGUCUAUACGGCAGAAGAUUGCGAUUCUCUUCCUCGAAUGAUCACAAAGAAGGCUCUUCGUCUUCGAUCGGGCACACAUUGUUGUAUAGAUCGAAGAUAUCAACGAGCCAUCUAUCCAGGAGUCGUAAAACGCCUCCAAUGCUGUUUGUAUUUAUGGUUGUUUGUUUUGUUGCUGUGUUAUCAAAUA
Messenger RNA from Bombus pyrosoma, 2139 nucleotides. Its product is annotated as zinc finger protein 512B-like. The coding region runs from base 1242 to 1862 and encodes 206 amino acids. The transcript is spliced from 5 exons. NCBI's taxonomy places the organism in Eukaryota, Metazoa, Arthropoda, Insecta, Hymenoptera, Apidae. The record is from RefSeq and is a predicted model, not a curated record.